Molecule: messenger RNA, 1533 nt
Organism: Mercenaria mercenaria
Lineage: Eukaryota; Metazoa; Mollusca; Bivalvia; Venerida; Veneridae
Product: endosome-associated-trafficking regulator 1-like
Exons: 7
Coding region: 25-1299 (424 amino acids)
Biological process (GO): positive regulation of cilium assembly; regulation of cytokinesis; positive regulation of protein localization to cilium
Cellular component (GO): midbody; centrosome; ciliary basal body
Source: RefSeq, a predicted model, not a curated record
UAACUUCUCCUACAAACAGGAAGUAUGGCGGAAGGUGGACAAAAUCCGGACAGAGAUAAUCCGUUUUCCUUCAAAAGCUUCGUAACAAAGAAAGAUAAAAAGUUGACAGGGGAUGGCAAAGAAUCUGCUGAUGAUGACCUUGAUAUAUUGGACAUGCCAGAUGUCAGUAGCCAACGUAAACGCGAUAAACCGAAGCAAAUCGUUGUUGUUGACGAAGAAGAACCAAAACAAUCACACAAGAAGAAAGGGAAAUCUGAAAAUCCAUUUUCUUUCAAAAAGUUUCUGUCUGGAUCUAGCGGGAAAAGUAGCGAAAGGAUCGGUUCUUCACAGCAGCCCUCCGUUCAGAGAAUCAGUGGUGACUUACACAGUAUGCCAAAUUUACACGUUGCUGGGGACCUUCCAGACUUUGUACAGGAUCACUACUCGGAUAAUAUCGGAACAUCACCAAGAGGUUUGGAGCUGCCAGAUUUCACCCUGAGAGGUAUCAGAGACAAUGGUCCCGACAUUGGUGAUACAAAUUUUCCAAAUACAGACUAUUCAAAUUCAGUAACAAAUGAUAAUCUGGAACUCAGACACAAUGAACAUAAUUCUGGUGCUAAUGAUCAAAGUGAUUUUGAUGAGAAUUCCGACGUAGAAGAUAAUGUUCCACAACAGGGUAGCUUAGUUAAUAGUUUGCCAGAUUUCUUAUCGGACGCUGCAGUUAGCUCAAAUAAAAGCUCAGACAAUGUUACAAACAGUAUUCCAGGAGAUUUAAGACUUUCAAGUGAUCAGUUAAAUGACCACUUAGAACUUCAGAGGUUACAUGAGGAAAACUUGCAAUUAAAAAGGCAGCUUGAAGAAUUUAGAACAAAGAAGUUACAAGAUGCAGAAAGAAUUUCUGAGCUUCAGCGUCAGAUGGUUGAACAAAAGAAGAAAGAAGUAGAAGAGACGACAGCAAUGGAACAAGCAAUGGAACAGGUGGAACAGAAUCUGUCCACAACAACGAAACGAGCUGUGCUUGCGGAAUCAUCGGUGACAAAGUUAAAACAAGAGGUUAAAGUGCUGCACACAGAGAUUAAAGUGCUACGUGGAGAGAAUGGUAUGUUAUCUGGAGACCAGUAUCUCAGUGACAUCAAGGAAAGGACAAGUUAUGUUGCAGAGCAACUGUCGUCUGCUACAAAAACUGCUGAAACAUCUCUAAAGCAACUUCUGUCUGGUGUAGAUAAUCUGAAGUUACUAUCCCAGGUGCUCACUUCCAUAGACAAGAUUUCAGAAGAGACGACGUCGAGUACAAACAAAAAUACACAUGACAGUUCCUGACACACACACAAAAAUGAAUGCAUGUUUUUGUUGUUUAUUAUAUGUAUUUUCCUGUAUAUAUUAUGCUAAUACAAAAUGGAAACCAAAUGAGCACUGCUGUGCAGAGACCAACGUUAGGGCUUUGCGACCAGCAAGGAUUCUGAGCAGUGUACAUUCUUACCAUUCAUUUAUCCACACCUCUGUACCGUUUGUUCAUCAGUUUCAGCACUUGUAUGCAACUGAAAACAAAUAGUG